ACGUCAGAACAGUCACCGUGUAACACGGACACUGAUCAGAGGAGAACAGAUGAGGGUGACCCACUGAAGACCGUGAUGAUGAUGAUGCUGUCGCGUCUCUUCAGGCUUCACGGCCUGUUCGUCGCCUCUCAUCCCUGGGAGGUGAUCGUGGGAACGGUUGCCGUGACAAUGUGCCUAAUGUCUAUGAACGCUUUCGCUGGUAAUGACCAGAUCUGUGGCUGGAACCAUCAGUGUCCCAAAGUACAGGAGAAAAUUAUAAGUGGCGACAUGGCCAUUUUAACCAUUACGAGAUGCAUAGCCAUAAUUUACAUCUACAUCCAGUUCAAAAACCUUCGUCAGCUCGGCUCCAAAUAUAUACUGGGGAUCGCUGGUCUGUUCACCAUCUUCUCCAGUUUUGUGUUCAGCACUGUGGUCGUUCACUUCCUGGGCAAGGAGCUGACAGGACUGAAUGAGGCUCUGCCGUUCUUCCUGCUGCUGAUUGAUCUGUCUAAAGCCUGCACGCUGGCCAAAUUCGCUCUCAGCUCAAACUCACAGGAGGAGGUCAGAGAGAAUAUUGCUCAAGGAAUGGCAAUACUGGGACCCACGUUCACCCUGGAUGCAGUGGUGGAGUGUCUGGUCAUUGGUGUCGGCACCAUGUCAGGUGUGCGUCAGCUGGAGAUCAUGUGCUGUUUCGGCUGCAUGUCGGUUCUGGCCAAUUACUUUGUGUUCAUGACGUUUUUCCCGGCCUGUGUGUCGCUGGUGUUGGAGCUGUCUCGCGAGAGCCGUGAGGGACGUCCCAUCUGGCAGCUCAGUCACUUUGCUCGGGUUCUGGAGGAAGAAGAGGGAAACAAACCAAACCCCGUCACUCAGAGAGUCAAAAUGAUCAUGUCUUUAGUUCUGGCUUUGGUUCAUGCUCACAGUCGACUCAAGACUGAAUCUCCAGCACACAACAUCAGCAGUUCAGACGUGGUUCUGCCCACAUCCAACAUGGAGUCCGACAGAUCCAUGUCCAGUGUGGAUUUGGAGCAGGUCAUCACGCUCUCCCUCGCCCUCUUAUUGGCGGCCAAGUAUGUGUUUUUCGAGCAGGCUGAAACAGAGUCCUCCCUGUCAAUCAAAACAACAGUGGCCACGCCCAACUGCUCCCUGAUCAAUAGAAGAGGAGGAGAAGAGCGCUGUCAGAGGGAUUCAGCCCCGCCCAAAGCCAUAAAAGGAGUUAAUGAGAAUAAAAGUGAAAGGGAAGCACCUGAUCGGUCAUUCAGUAUUGGAAAUCCUGAAGAUGAAGAAAGAGACAAGAUCCAGUGCCGUCCUGUGCAGGAGUGCCUCGCGAUUCUUAAAGACCCCAAAAGAGGUGCUGGAUUCCUGAGCAAUGCUGAGGUGAUGGCGUUAGUGGAGUCCAGAGGCAUUCUGGGAUACCGUCUGGAAGCAGUGAUGGAGAGUCCAGAGCGAGGUGUGGCCAUACGCAGGGAAAUGCUCUCUGGCAAACUCCCGGACUCUUCAGCUCUUGAGAAUCUGCCUUACAAACACUACGAUUACUCAAAGGUGGUUGGGAGCAACUGUGAGAAUGUGAUUGGCUAUGUGCCUGUGCCAGUGGGUGUGGCCGGACCGCUUCUAUUGGACGGGAAAGAAUUCCAUGUUCCUAUGGCAACAACUGAAGGCUGUUUAGUGGCCAGCACUAACCGAGGAUGCAGAGCCGUCACAUUAUCGGGCGGUGUGAGCAGUCGCGUUCUUGCGGAUGGAAUGACUCGCGGGCCGGUGGUUCAGAUGCCAUCUGCGUGUCGCGCUGCAGAGGUUAAGGGCUGGUUGGAGAGUUCAGAGGGGUUUACAGAGAUCAAACAGGCCUUCGAUCACACCAGCAGGUUUGCACGUCUGGACCGGCUGCAGGUCAGUUUGGCUGGGAGGAAUCUGUACAUCCGCUUUCAGUCUCAGACCGGAGACGCCAUGGGCAUGAACAUGCUGUCAAAGGGAACAGAGCAGGCUCUCGGCAGACUUCAGGAGCGUUAUCCUGACAUGCGCCUGUUAGCCGUCAGUGGAAACUACUGCACUGAUAAAAAACCAGCUGCUGUCAACUGGAUCCACGGCAGAGGCAAAUCCACAGUGUGUGAAGCCGUCAUACCGGCACGAGUGGUCAAAGAGGUGUUGAAGAGCAGCACAGCCGCUCUGGUGGAGCUGAACAUCAGUAAGAAUCUGGUGGGCUCAGCGAUGGCUGGAAGUAUCGGGGGAUUCAACGCUCAUGCUGCAAACAUCGUGACUGCUAUUUACAUCGCCUGCGGACAGGAUCCUGCGCAGACGGUGGGUAGCAGUAACUGUAUCACACUGAUGGAGUGUGUGGGGACGAGUGGAGAGGAUCUGUAUGUGUCCUGCACUAUGCCUUCAUUAGAGCUGGGCACUAUCGGGGGAGGAACCGGCCUGCCUGCUCAACACGCAUGUUUACAGAUGUUGGGUGUUGACGGUGCCAGUGUUCAGUGUCCUGGUGAGAACUCUCGGACUCUGGCGCGGAUCGUCUGCGCUUCAGUUCUAGCAGGAGAACUUUCACUGAUGGCUGCCCUCGCCGCCGGACACCUUGUCCAGAGUCACAUGACCCACAACAGGUCAAAGGUCAAUCUCAGAGAGCCCGAAGGGCAGCCGAAGGAAGCGUCAUGAUGCAUCAGGGAAUUCUGGGAAAUGGUGUUUCUCCUGUUUGUUCUCAGGGCCUCUGCACACACUGCCUUCAGAAGGAGCUCUACAGUCAAUCUCAGCAGGAAUUGUGGGAAAUACUAAUGCUUUACCUUUGACUUGUGCCUGAUUUUCACAAGGCAGCGACGACACGAGUGAAUUAAUCUUCGCUCGUCUGACUGAAUCUGAGAGUUUAGUUUUGCACUAAAAGCCAAAAUCUGCUACAAGCCGAUAAAGACUAAACCCGGCCAUGUUUUUUAAGCGCUCGAGGAAUAUGAGAUGGUGUUUCAGCACACAGGCAGAUGUUUUCAGACUUCUCUGAUGAGCGUUUGAUGGGUGAUUUCUGCGGUUUGCUGCUGUUGAGAGCGUCACACUAAUUAUGAAUGUAUAUUUAAGUGUCUCGUGUUCAAUUAAUCACGCCAAAACUCACUGUGACAAACUCCACUGACGGACUUUACCAAACGAGGUGCUCUGUACAUGAAUAAUGCUGAUUUCUCAGUGUGAAUGUUGAUGUUUUGCGAGUCCGAGUGUGUUGUUUUUGUGAAUUCAUGACUGUAAAGUGCUUCAGCUUUUCUCGACAAAAGCAAGUCCUCUCACUUUCAGGCUAUAGAGAGUGCUGAUAUGGCCAUAUCUGUGUCUUCUAAUGUUGCUUUCUCGUGUUUUCUCCGCUAAACUAUUGAUCAGAUCUGCAUAUUUUUUAAGUGUCUCAGUAUUUUUGUUAAACGAUGAUGAUCGUAAUGCUUCAAACUGGAGAAAAAUAAACAUUAACAGUGUUAUUC
Messenger RNA from Danio rerio (zebrafish), 3410 nucleotides. RefSeq names its product 3-hydroxy-3-methylglutaryl-CoA reductase b (gene hmgcrb). Gene Ontology annotation, biological process: coenzyme A metabolic process; isoprenoid biosynthetic process. Gene Ontology annotation, cellular component: endoplasmic reticulum membrane; peroxisomal membrane. The record is from RefSeq and is marked validated. Gene Ontology annotation, molecular function: oxidoreductase activity, acting on the CH-OH group of donors, NAD or NADP as acceptor; hydroxymethylglutaryl-CoA reductase (NADPH) activity; NADP binding. Lineage: Eukaryota; Metazoa; Chordata; Actinopteri; Cypriniformes; Danionidae.